GCUUUAUUGUGUAACUAGUCAUGAAAAAAUUCGUACAGUAAACUAAAUUCACUUUUAAAAAGCAUACAGGCAGAGUCAGAUAAUAAUUUUGUGUAGAAAAUAAGCCCAACAGAAUGUUUCAAUCACUGAAACAGAAGAUUGCUAAAGAGACUGGACAGGACAUAACAAGAAUUAAUUUUAACAGAUCGACAUCGUCAACAAAUAGUAAAAUUUUAUCGUCAAGAGACUCAAUUUGUAGCAAUCAGUCACUAGACAACUCAUCUAAGGAUGACUUAUCGCCAUACGAUGAGAAAGAAGCGGAAAUUAAUAUAUUAAGACAGGAGCUUCUAGUCGCACAAAAUAGAAUUAAGACAUUAGAAGUUGAAUUGGAGAAAUUCAAGGAAUCACUGAGAGUCAAUCAAGUGUCUAAGGACUUAAUGUUUGAGGAAACUGACAAGAUCCAUAAUGCACAGCACCAUGAAAUUGAGAAAUUAAAAAGCUUAUUACUAUUUCGCGAGCAGGAAUCGCUAGAUCAAUUGAACAAAUCCAAGAAUGACGAGAGUCAAAUUGAGAACCUCAGAGGUGAAAUAACUAGAAUAAAGAAUAUUGAGGAAAUGUUUGAAGAACUCCAGGAUGAGCAUGAAAAUCUACGCCGUGCAUCACAGCUAGAAAAAAAUCAUUUAAUUACAAAGCUCUCAGCAAAGGAAGAAGAAAUUCGUCAUUUGACAGCAAAACUCGAAAUAUCAGAACAACGUGCAUAUAUAACAGCUUCAGAUUCAGAUAAUGAUAAAAUUAAGUUGCUAUUACAAGAGAGAAAAAUGCUCGAAUCAAGAUUAGAAGAAGCACACAUUCAUCUUCAUGAAAUUAAGAGCAAUUGGACUAGUCAGAAUUUAACUUUAGAGAAUCAAUUGGCAAGGUUGUCAAGACAAGUUGCUGAGGAAACAGGCGAAAAAAGGAAAAUUAUUGAGGCUAAAGAAAUGCUGACUGAGAAAGUUAAACAGCUUGAAUUUGAGAUGUCAAAAGCUAGCGAGGAACUGAAAGUUCGAGACAAUAAGAUCAAAUUAAUGAACGAGGAAAUCGACGAGCUUAAUUCAUCAUUGCGUGAAAUACGUUUGGAAAACGAAGAAGAAAUUGAAUUUCUUCGCAGCAAAGUCGCUUUCCAAGAGAGUGAAUUGAUUUCAACGAAGGAAAACGUAUUGAAAUAUUCAGAAACGAGUGACGAGUAUGAGGCACAAAUAUUAGCACUUCAAAAGGAAUAUAAUGAGGCUCACGAGAAGCUCCGUGAUUCAGAGAACAAAAUUAUUGAAAUGAAUCAGAAAAUAUCUGAAAUGGAGCAAGAUAAUUUAGCAAUUAAUGAUCUUCAGGUGCAACUUGAUAGAUAUGAGGCUGAAGUUACUGAUAAAAACAAAGCGAUAAAGAUUUUAAAUCAGCGAUUAUUUGACGUAAAGAAGACUCUGCAAGAAGAGAUUAAGAACAAUAAUAGUGGAAGUACAGGAUCAAUGACAAGCAAUCAGCCUGCGAUUUUGAUACCUGUAAAUGUCGACAAUAAUUCUAAUAAUCAUACGUUACCGUUCAAUUUAAAGAAGUCUAACAUAUCUGGGCCAAUUGUAUUGGACGAAGUCAAAUUUUCGUAUUUAAAACACGUAAUUUUUAAGUUCUUGACGACGGAAUCAAAACAUCUUAUACGACCGGUGAGCACACUUUUGUAUUUAACCGAUUCUGAGGAAAAGCUUCUUGAGGAAGUGUUAGAAUAUCGAAAAAGUUGGUUCGGUAAACCGCCAGCGAUGUCAUUUCUAUAAUAAGGUAGAGAGCUCUAUAAAUUAUACACAAUAGAAAUUUUAUACAUAAAGGCUGACUAAAUAUAACAAAGCAGUUAUAAUUGAUUUACAUUCUUUAGCAUAAAAGUCACAUGUCGUUCAUUGAAAGUAUCAAGCAUUUCUAAAAUGCACAUUUACUAGGUAAAUUUUCCUUCAUAAUAUUAUAAUUUGCAUUUUUUUGCUAUAAAGAAAAAUUUAAAAACAUUUAUUUAAAGGAAUUUCCAAAGAAAAAUACAG
Chironomus riparius is the source of this 2033-nucleotide messenger RNA. NCBI's taxonomy places the organism in Eukaryota, Metazoa, Arthropoda, Insecta, Diptera, Chironomidae. The record is from the annotation of a GenBank genome assembly.